UGCGGGAUGAGGGCGGAGCGUCGCAGCUGAUGGCUGGGAGCCGGGAUGGGAGGCUGGGCGAGCAGUGGGUUCCAGACGCGCCGCCGCCUGGCUGCGGGGCUGGCAUGGCCGUGUGCUAGUGAGCGGGGAGCGCGCGAGGGGCCGCUGCCACCAUGCCCAGGGGACUGGGCGCCGCCCGGCUCUGCCUGCUGGCGCUCGCCCUGCCGGGAUGGACCAGAAGAGGAAGUGGGGAAGGCAGCCCCCCGCUGCAGCAUGAACUAAUAAUACCUCAGUGGAAGACUCUAGAAAGCCCCGUGAGAGAAAAGCAUCCACUCAAAGCUGAGCUCAGGGUAAUGGCUGAGGGGCGAGAACUGAUCCUGGACCUGGAGAAGAAUGAGCACCUUUUUGCUCCAGCCUACACAGAAACCCAUUACACGCCAAGUGGGAACCCUCAGACCACCACGCUGAAAUCUGAGGAUCACUGCUUUUACCACGGGACGGUGAGGAAGGCAGAACAGUCCAGUGUCACGCUUAGCACUUGCCGGGGAAUAAGAGGACUGAUUAUGGUGAGCAGUAACCUCAGCUACAUCAUCGAGCCCCUCCCUGACAGCGAGGGCCACCACCUAAUUUACAGAUCUGAACAUCUCAAGCUGCCCCCGGGGAACUGUGGGUUCGAGCACUCCAAGCCCACCGCCAGGGACUGGGCCCUUCAGUUUACAAACCAGACCAAGAAACGACCUCACAGGAUGAAAAGGGAAGAUUUACACUCCAUGAAGUAUGUGGAGCUUUACCUCGUGGCUGAUUAUGCAGAGUUUCAGAAGAAUCGACGAGACCAGGAUGCCACCAAAUACAAGCUCAUGGAGAUUGCCAAUUACGUUGAUAAGUUUUACCGAUCCUUGAACAUCCGGAUUGCCCUUGUGGGCUUGGAAGUGUGGACUCAUGGGAAUAUGUGUGAAGUUUCGGAGAACCCGUACUCUACGCUCUGGUCAUUUCUUAGUUGGAGGCGCAAGCUACUCUCCCAGAAGAACCAUGACAAUGCACAGUUAAUCACGGGCAUGUCCUUCCAUGGCACCACCAUCGGUCUGGCCCCCCUCAUGGCCAUGUGCUCGGUGUACCAGUCUGGAGGAGUCAACAUGGACCACUCUGAGAAUGCCAUUGGCGUGGCUGCCACCAUGGCCCACGAGAUGGGCCACAACUUCGGUAUGAGCCAUGAUUCUGCGGAUUGCUGCUCAGCCAGUGCAGCUGAUGGUGGGUGCAUCAUGGCAGCCGCCACCGGGCAUCCCUUCCCCAGAGUGUUCAAUGGAUGCAACAGGAAGGAGCUGGACAGGUAUCUGCAGUCAGGCGGUGGGAUGUGUCUCUCCAACAUGCCAGACACCAGGACACUGUAUGGAGGCCGGAGAUGUGGGAACGGGUACCUGGAGGAAGGGGAAGAGUGUGACUGUGGGGAGGAAGAGGAUUGUAGUAACCCCUGCUGCAACGCCUCCAACUGCACCUUGAGAGAAGGGGCGGAGUGUGCCCAUGGCUCCUGCUGUCACGGCUGUAAGCUGCUGGCCCCCGGCACCCUGUGCCGUGAGCAGGCGCGGCAGUGCGACCUCCCGGAGUUCUGCACGGGCGAGUCCCCCCAUUGCCCCACCAACUUCUACCAGAUGGACGGCACCCCCUGUGAGAAUGGCCAGGCCUACUGCUACAACGGCAUGUGCCUCACCUAUCAGGAGCAAUGCCAGCAGCUGUGGGGGCCUGGAGCCCGGCCUGCUCCUGAUCUCUGCUUCGAGAAGGUGAAUGUGGCAGGGGACACCUUUGGAAACUGUGGGAAGGACAUGAAUGGGGAACACAAGAAGUGCAACAUGAGAGAUGCCAAGUGUGGGAAGAUCCAGUGUCAGAGUAACGAGGCCAGACCCGUGGAGUCCAACGCGGUGCCCAUUGAAACCACCAUCACCAUGAACGGGAGGCAGAUCCGGUGCCGGGGCACCCACGUCUACCGAGGUCCUGAGGAGGAGGGUGACAUGCUGGAUCCAGGCCUGGUGAUGACUGGGACCAAGUGUGGCUACAACCAUAUUUGCUUCGAGGGGCAGUGCAGGAACACCUCCUUCUUUGAAACGGAAGGCUGCAGCAAGAAAUGCAAUGGCCACGGGGUCUGCAACAACAACCAGAACUGCCACUGCCUCCGGGGCUGGGCCCCGCCCUUCUGCAACACACCGGGCCUGGGGGGCAGCGUCGACAGCGGGCCCAUGCCCCCUGAGAGUGUUGGUGCUGUGGUAGCUGGAGUGUUCACAGCCAUCUUUGUGCUGCUGCUCCUUGUGCUGAUGUACUACUGCUGUAGACAGAACAACAAACUGGGCCAACUCAAGCCUUUAUCCCUCCCUUCCAAGUUGAGGCAACCGUUCAGUUGCCCCUUCAUGGUGUCUCAGAACAGUGGAACUGGCCAUGCCAACCCAACAUUCAAGUUACAGACGCCUCAGGGCAAGCGAAAGGUGACCAACACCCCUGAAACCCUCCGGAAGCCCUCCCAACCUCCUCCCCGGCCCCCUCCGGACUAUCUGCAUGGGAGGUCCCUACCUACACCAUUGCCAGCGCACCUCAGCGGGGCUGCUAGGAACUCUCCAGGGGCCGGGUCCCAAGUAGAGAGAAAGGAGUCAUGCAGGAGGCCUCCUCCAAGCCGGCCAGUGCCCCCUGCACCAAAUUGCAUCCUCACCCAGGAUUUCUCCAGGCCUCGGCCACCCCAGAAGGCGCUCCCAGCUAACCCAGUGCCAGGUCGCAAGAGCCUCCCCAGGCCAGGCGGCACCUCCAUACUGCGGCCCCCUGCCACUGACCCUCAGCAGUCCCGGCCUCUGGUAGCACCUGUUCCAAAGUUUCCUGAAUACAGAUCACAGAGGUCUGAGAGGAUGACUAGCUCGAAAAUCUAGACCUGUCUGAAAGGGCUUCUCCCUUUCCUUGAGGACGCUGAGUACCACAGAAGACCUGUGGCCACAGAAUCUAGAAGCAGCAUGUCUGGCCACCUCCGAGCUCCUCCUUCCCUCCUCCUGGAACCACUGCAUCUCCAAAAAUCUCCUUCUUGACUCAGUGCCCCCUCAGCCUCCUCAGAGGCCCAGGGGGACUGCUGUCCAAUGGCAUCUGAGUGUUGUUUUGUGCAAUAGACAGCCCCAGGUAGGGAGGGGAGAGCAUGGAGGAGGAUGAAUGGCUGCUUCUCCUCCAACCUCCCUUCAGCUGGCCCCUCCCUUCGGAGGUGCCAAUGGAGAUGGUCCAGGUUGUCUGAGCUGGCGAGCCCAGCUAGGAAAAGUCCCUUUUAGCCUUUCAGGCCAGGACUUAGCUUGGAGAAGCCAUCUAUCCACAUCCUAUGGCAGAGGGUACGCAUGAGAGCUUUCCAUUGCUACUGUCAUUCUCGAAGGUCCCAGGCUAGACAGAGGCUGGGCACUUACCCAUCCCUUUUAGCUCUGAGAGUGAGAGGGGUCAAACCAGCCACUGUUAUGGCCCUGCCUGGGGCUUGGGUGAGGUGACAGCUCCUGGCUCUGUGGCUACACGUG
This is a messenger RNA of Ceratotherium simum simum (southern white rhinoceros), 3500 nucleotides long. RefSeq names its product ADAM metallopeptidase domain 19 (gene ADAM19). Gene Ontology annotation, molecular function: metalloendopeptidase activity. Gene Ontology annotation, biological process: membrane protein ectodomain proteolysis. The record is from RefSeq and is a predicted model, not a curated record. Lineage: Eukaryota; Metazoa; Chordata; Mammalia; Perissodactyla; Rhinocerotidae.